AUAAUAAUAAUAAUAAUAAUAAUAAUAAUAAUAAUCGAACGUCUCUGUCUGCGAUGAUAUUGCAUGAACGUGUUUUCGAGCCACGCUCGAGAGUUGAUUCGAUGAGAUGUGAGUUAUCGUAUGGAUAUCGAAGAUGAGAUACCACCGGGUGGGAGAGAUGGCUGUCAGCGAUAAGCUCGAGUGCGUCACGAGCCGUCGACAUCCUUGAGAUAUAGAGGAGAACCACGGGUGGAGAGAAAUAAAAAAAGUACCCUCGUUAUCGUUGUGGAAACAAACUAUUAACGUGAGAUAACGGUUUUCGUCGCGUGUGUGUCAGUCGACUAGCGAAAAUAUGACGGGACGCGCGUGUGAUUCACGUUGAACCACUGACUCGAUUACGGAUCGAAACACGUGUGCGAGUGCGUAGUGAGUGUAAACGAGAAUGGUACCAAAUGGCCAUCAGCAUGUAGGACGUUAAAGAUCUUGGAUCGAACCGUGGCUUCCGAUCGAUCUAAAAUCGUGUCAAGUGCGCCGAUGAAGCGAUCACGAUGGAACGCGGGAUGAUGAUGCCGAAUCUGUCGUGCGACGGCUGCGUGGACAGCGACCGGGACUCGGACAGCAGCAGCAUGAUCGUGGACCCAGUCAGCUUGGACAAGAACGACCUGUCACCGUCCCAGUCGUCGUCGAGCCCGAUAAUCCCUAGUUCCCCGGUACCCGCGAGCACCACGUCCUCGAGGAACCGCGGUGGAAACCGUGCCAAGAAGAAUUACUCAAUGAUGUCUACCAGCGGUCAACAGAAGAACAACACGUCCGGCCAGACGUCGUCUUACAACAACGACAAGAUGUCCUCGUCCCUGAUCAAACCGCCGUAUUCGUACAUAGCGUUGAUCACGAUGGCGAUUUUACAAUCGCCACAGAAAAAGCUGACCCUAAGCGGGAUCUGUGAGUUCAUCAUGUCCCGGUUUCCUUAUUACCACGACAAGUUCCCAGCCUGGCAGAACUCCAUCAGACACAAUCUAUCAUUGAACGAUUGUUUCAUCAAGAUACCCCGCGAGCCUGGGAACCCGGGAAAGGGUAACUACUGGACCUUAGACCCACUGGCUGAGGACAUGUUUGACAAUGGGAGUUUCUUGCGUCGCAGGAAGAGGUACAAGAGGCCUCCGCCGCAUUACGUCCUACGCGACAGAGCGAUCAUGGCGACGUUUGCCAUUUGCGGCGAUCGGGGACCCUGUGCCGGCGGUGGCGGCGGGCACCCAGGUGCUCUCACCUACCCCAGCGCCUAUCUCUCGCCACCGCCUGGUCUGCCGUUGCUCGACUUCUCGCCGUCGACUUUGGAAGCCUUGAAGUUAGGCGGUUUCCUGGAACCGCCGCCACCGUUGUACAAACCGGUGCCCAUAACCGCGCCACCGAUCAGGCAGAUCGACCCGACACCGACGAGGAACGCUCAGAUGCCGAGCGCCCAUCCGCCGGUGGAGAAGAAGAGGAAUUUUAGUAUCGACGCUCUGAUCGGCAAACAGGCAGCCACCGAGCAGAGCUGCGGUGGACUGUUGGAUCUCAGCCCGUCGGAGCACAGGGAAAUCAGGAGUCAGGCCUCUGCCUUCUCGCCGCUCGUUUAGGAACCUCAGUUCCGAGAGAUCUGAUCGAGAAGUCACGAUCUGGUCAACGAACUAUUGACCAGUGAUCGAAAUUCGGUUUUGGAUCUUUGCGUGAGUCUCAAUGGCGAGAGAUCGCCCUAAUCAGAUGUUCUAAUUGACCUUUGAGACUAGCUUGAGGCGCCAGAGCCUGGUGAUGAUUUCUAGACAUUUUUGUAGUUUUUAAUCGAAAGUCGGGAGGAACGACACUCGACAAAGAGGAGAGGUGAAGGUUCACCGCAUUGCCAAAGAUUCGUAGAAGAACGAGGUGGGGAAAGUGAGAUCUCAAUGCCAAAGACGAAUGUCAGAGAAUUGAACUCGAAACGUACUCGUGUAAAAAAGAGAGAGAGAGAGAGAGAGAGAGAGAGAGAGAGAAAGAGAGUGAGAGAUAGGGAAAAGGGAAAGCGAAGGGGGACAAAGUAAUUGUAAAAAGGUGUAGUGCAAUAGUGUAGUGGUUGGUUUAAGUACGAGAAAGAAACCCUUUAGAAAACUGUACGUCCCAUUCCCGGGGAAUCGAUUCCUCGUCGAAUCGAACCUAAUAAUUUCUCUCCGAGCCGCGCCACCCCCGCAAUUAUUUUCAUUUUUUUCCCUCCCCCGUCCUUAGCUUGCGCGCGUGUUGGCUCUGAUUGUAAACGAUCGAUUAAUAUCGGUAAUGUAAAUACACACGUACACACACACACACACACACACACAUACACACUUACAUACACGCAUGCAGAUCCCGAACAAAUCUUUGCUCAGCUUUCUAUUGUUUGCGAGUGAAUGAGAGAGAGGAGCAGAGAGAGAAUGAGUGAAAGGGUGGCGAGAGGAAGGGGGAGGUCAGUUCUCUUCGGAUUUGAUGUAAAGCUCCGACCGGGUUUUCGGUCAAGUAGACGUUUAGUGUACAUAGUGCUGCAUACGAAACAUAGGGAAACGCGUUCCACUAUCAAACGUCCUCGUUCGAACUGGAUUUAACGAUGGAGGUAAACGUGUCGGGGCGAAUAACGUUAAAAAAAAUUAUCUUCAACGAUGAAAUUCGAUAUUAUGCAGGUGAAUAAUUUCGAGAACGCCUCGAACGAUAAUUAGAAAUAAUGACCAUGACGAGUACGCGUGUGCCGACACGCGUGUCUUAACACAUACGUACGUACAAACAUUGUUGUUAAAUUUUCCUUGAGUUCCACGAUUACGAGAUAAGAAUUAUUGCACGAGGAUAUGUCAUAUAGAAUCGAAUCUAUGCUUGUUUUACUAAGAAAGAGAAGCAGGAAGUUUAUAUCUUGUAUGCUGGACUAAUUCAUUCUCCAAAUGCUUUAUUGAGAUUCAGUAAAAUUUAUUAGUAUGAGGAAACACUGAAAAAUGAUUGCACUUGCAAGAAGCUUCAUUUUCAUUUCAAACUCUUAAUCCUAUAAAAAAUACUGUUCAGAAUAAAAUGAGGGAAUGUCACAUCGACUCGAAUCUAUGCUUGUUUUAUUAAGGAAGAGAAGCAAGAAGUUAAUAUUUUGUAUGCUGGACUAAUUCAUUCUCCAAAUGCUUUGUUGAAAUUCAGUAAAAUUUAUUAGUAUGAGGAGACACUGGGAAAUAAUUGCACUUGCAAGAAGCUUCAUUUUCACUUGAAACUCUCAAUCCCAUA
Messenger RNA from Ceratina calcarata, 3216 nucleotides. RefSeq names its product forkhead box protein D3. NCBI's taxonomy places the organism in Eukaryota, Metazoa, Arthropoda, Insecta, Hymenoptera, Apidae. The record is from RefSeq and is a predicted model, not a curated record. The transcript has 2 exons. Gene Ontology annotation, biological process: regulation of transcription by RNA polymerase II; cell differentiation; anatomical structure morphogenesis. Gene Ontology annotation, molecular function: RNA polymerase II cis-regulatory region sequence-specific DNA binding; DNA-binding transcription factor activity, RNA polymerase II-specific. The coding region runs from base 528 to 1595 and encodes 355 amino acids.